AUGUCGGGAACUGUUGAUGAUGCUGGGUCUUCGGGUGGUGUGGCGAUACAGGUGUUUCGUCCUACCUGGGACGAGUUCAAGGAUUUUAACAAGUAUGUGCAAUAUAUGGAGUCCAAGGGAGCUCAUAAGGCUGGGCUGGCUAAAGUGAUCCCUCCGCCCGAGUGGGUCCCACGGAAGAAAGGUUACGAUUUGGACGAGCUGAACAUCACGAUACCGUCGCCGAUAUGUCAAGUGGUGACCGGCAAGCAGGGUUUGUUUCAACAAAUUAAUAUACAGAAGAAAUCCAUGACAGUCAAACAGUUUGCGGUUCUGGCCAACUCCGCGAAGUACUGCACGCCUCGGCAUACAAACUACGAGGAUUUAGAGAGGAAGUACUGGAAAAAUGUCACGUAUGUAGCGCCGAUAUAUGGAGCUGAUGUCAACGGCAGCAUUACUGAUCCUGAUGUUAAAGAAUGGAAUAUAAAUCACCUGGGAACUAUUCUGGACUUCGUCAACUCAGAUUACGGCAUAGAAAUUGAUGGAGUCAAUACGGCGUACCUGUACUUUGGUAUGUGGAAAACAACAUUCGCCUGGCACACUGAAGAUAUGGAUUUGUAUUCGAUAAAUUAUCUCCAUUUUGGUGAACCAAAAACUUGGUAUGUCAUACCGCCUGAACAUGGGAAGAGAUUUGAACGUAUCGCUGCCGGUUUCUUCCCAACGUCUGCCAAAACCUGCCAAGCCUUCCUGAGACACAAAAUGACAUUAAUAUCACCGCAGAUUCUUAAGCAAUACUCGCUGCCGGUGAAUAAAAUAACACAAAAACCCGGAGAAAUCAUGAUUACAUUUCCCUACGGUUAUCAUGCAGGGUUUAAUCAUGGCUUCAAUUGUGCCGAAUCAACAAACUUUGCAGCACCGAGAUGGGUUGAAUACGGCAAACGGGCACUGCAAUGCACUUGUAGUAACGAUAUGGUCAAGAUAUCGAUGGACACAUUUGUUAAGAGGUUCCAACCUGAUCGAUAUGAACUCUGGCUGAAGGGUCAAGAUAUAGGCUGCCAUCCCGAGCAGCCGGAGAAAAUGGUCCCCGCCCCACAUCCCUCGGGACAAGAUAUUUUAUGUAACAAAAAUAACACAGAGCUACCGCAAUCAUUUAUAGAGGCUGAGGUUGAAGGUUUAAAGAAGAAGAAGCGACAUCCAUUACACUUGAAACGAGCUAUGGCUAGCAAGAGUAUAUCUGAAGGUGCAAUCGCUGUGUCCAUUCUAGGCCAUGACGUUAUGGAUGACGAUGAAAUGACUAUGGCGGAGGGAGAUUUAGACAUGAUGACCUCAAUGAAGCGACCCAUGAUGCCAUUAGACCCAGACGACACACAACUAGACGCUCUCGAAGACAUCUGGCUGAAGGGAGAUGAAAUGGACCCAUCAGAAGCUCAGCUACCAGAUAUAGGAUAUAUCGACUCUGACAGAGAUUCAGACUAUAAAGCACCACAGACAGGAAAACGGAAGCAGACGAAAACCAGGCGGAAACGGAACACAUCCAAAUCCAAAGAGAAGGUCGCGAGGUCACCGAUGAAAGGAGAAUCUAGUCAGGAACAGUCCAAGAAGCAGAAGAGAAAGAUGAAAACGAAGAAGCUGUCUGACGAACAGCUUGAAGAUAUGGCAGCUGUUAUAUCCACCUGGGAAUCACCUCCACACGAUAACGAAGACGUAAAAUACAAGCCACCAUCACCGAAAGUGGAUCCACUGAAUGAAACGGUCACAUCACAGAGUUCAGCCAUAGAAAAAUCCAUCGAGGAAUCACCAACGACUGAUAAAGAGCCCAAAAAACGUAAAUCACUACCAAAAACUGAAAAGAAGGAUAAAAUUAAGAAGGAAAGAAUCAAGGAGACCAUCAAAAGGGAACCGAAAAUAAAGAAGGAAAAGGCAGAUGAGGAGAAAGACAAAAAACCACGCAAACCCAGGGUCCCGAAGAUUAAACAAGAAAUACCAUUGCCACCUGUAAAUAACUCAUCCAAGAUUUACACUUCCACCACUUUACCGAGAACCAUAUCAGCUUCCGGAUCUACAUCAAAGGUUCCACCUCCACUGAAGACCCCACCGAAGCCCUACGCCGGCCUACUCCUAGACGCCAACCUCCGAGUACCAAUAAUACAGCCCAUCAACAAAAACCCAAGCGCCUUCGAAGGAGAGUUUUACAAAUUCAUGGAAAGGAAACAGAAUUCACCCGAACACAUUAUACCGAGGAAAUCACCUACAAAUAAGGUGAUAGUAGAACGAGUGCUCCCGGAAAGCCCAGUCAAAGUUCAAGACAUACCAUUACCCAUCGGUCAGUACAAUGAUAAUAUAUUCUUGGAUACUCCAAUAGAUUACCGGACGCAGCCACCAGAUGUCUCUACAGCCAAUUCCCAUCAUAACCCAUGGAAGCCGAGUCAAUCCCAAGGAACUUCAAUCCAACCGGCAUGUCUGAACGUGCUGACGAAACAGGAGACGUCUCCGUGUGUUGAGAAGGAGGAGGUGAGGGUGGAGGUGGAAAGGUUCAUUGACCUCGCCAGGCUCAUGGAGGCGUUCUUCCUUCAGAAAAGAUUUCUUCUAUCAGCAAUGAAACCUGAACUUCUGGUGAAAGAAGACAACAACGAGCUGAAGUGUGAACUCCAAAGGAAAGAAGAAUUACUGAGGCGGCAUUCAGAUAAAAUAUCACAGUGGCAGAACUUACUGGCGGAUCUGCAGGGCCACACGUUAUACAACAAGUGUCAACAACAGCCCCCGGCCCCGGCGCUACAACAGGCCGCCUCCCCCAUGCCGCAGCCGUGUAGUGUACAACAGAGCGUCCAGGCCCAACAGAUGGCGGCAGCGGCGCAGCAGGCUGCUCUACAGCAGCAGAUGCAGAGUAGCCUUGCCCAGGGAAUGUUCUUGGCGGGAGGUCGUGGUGGAUAUGCUGGUGCAUCACUUCAGGGACCCCUGGCCUACCUUGAAAAGACUGCCACUAAUAUAGUAUAUGAGGGUAUCUUUCAGAUAUGGUGGGUCUUGGAGACGGGCGGAGGUGACGCGGCCGGGGGAGGGGCAGGGGCCGGGGCCGCGGCAGAGGCCGAGACUUUCUCAGUACAGUCUUUUGUUCAGUCUUCAAAUUCUCCCUGCAACAUUUGUGUAUCAUCGCUGAGUUUGGCGUCCAAUCUCGAGCUGGAUUUCAUCAACAUGCUUUGA
Molecule: messenger RNA, 3174 nt
Organism: Danaus chrysippus (African queen)
Lineage: Eukaryota; Metazoa; Arthropoda; Insecta; Lepidoptera; Nymphalidae
Source: the annotation of a GenBank genome assembly